AUGUUCUUGCUCCGUGUGGCGCACAAUGCGUCGCGUCCCGUCAAUCGCGUUCCAGUCGAGGUGCUAGCCGAAAUAUUCCUCCGCAACCUGCCGCCCCAGUGCGAACACUUUGGACGAGACGGGGAUAGGGUUCCUGACUCCGAGUACGUGUCGGCAUUGACGCAGGUUUGCAGCUUCUGGCGCCAAGUUGCGCUAGGUACUCCGGCUCUAUGCUCCAUCCUGCCAAUCUCAGAUAAGCCCGAGCUCGCGAUUACGAUGGCCGAGCAGCAUCCUACCAAGCCCUUGCGUAUAUUCUUCUCGAACAAGGGUUAUGUCAAUCUCCCGAAUGCUUCGGCGGUACUCGUAAGAGUGAUUUCGAGACAUGCUGCCCGAAUUUCCGGACUCUGGACCAUCUCAAGUUACAGGCUUCUUGCGACCGCACUGGGUGCACUCCCGGAUACUCUGCCCGCUAUGAAGAGCAUGAGAGUCGAUUUGCAACAGAUGUUCCGUGGCGAUAGGGAUACAUUGACCACGAUUCACUCUCGCCUCCUCAGACUACGAACACCGAUGCUCGAGCAUCUGCACAUAUCCCCCAUCUCAUCCUCUAUUCUAUGGGCGACCCAGCUCAUACGCUCUCCUGGCCUGCGCCACCUGUUUAUUUUGCUGGAAGAACCUACGGACAUCGCUCGAUCGCAUUCUCUCGCGAACAUUCUAGACGUACUCGGAAACCUCACGUCGCUGGAGAGCCUUCAGAUACGACGUUGGCUGGCGCCGAGCGAUCCGCCGACGCUCCUCCCCAACAAGGCGUGUCUUCCUCGUCUGCGCGAGCUCAAACUCGUCGGGUCCUGUAACGGAUGCAUCAAUAUCCUCGGAAACUUGGAGCUCUCGUGGCCGCUUUCGUCGCUGUCCUUGUCCUGCGACGACACGGACGAGGGCGAUAUUCGCGCAGAGGAAGUGUUCCAUGCGCUCGAGUCCCAUGACGAGCUUCCGCCGGAGGUGACGCUGGAGCUUUGGGCGGAGGAUUGCUACAUAGAGGUGCAUUAUGGCCGGCCGGUCCGGCGAGGCGACUCGUACCGCCGUCCGAUCUCACUCGUCUUCCCGGCCGAGAACGAGGACGACCAUGUGCUUGCGAUCGCCGAGCACGUCGUACCGCAUAUCAUUCGCUCGGGCACGACGGCGCUGGCGCUAGAGGGGAGCUACCCUCAAUAUUGGGAUCGGCAUCUGGACCUGCGGGGGAUGUUCGAGCGGUGGUCGACGAUACGCGAGGUCUGCGUCACGUACAUAGAGCCCACCAUCUCGUUCUUGAGGGCGAUCCAAACCGCGGAGAGAGACGGGCACGAUAGGUCUCGUUGGAUCCUUCCCAACCUUGCUUCGUUGGAAGUGUCACAGGCGAGUGACGAAGACCGGAUCGACCCCUCCGCGGAGCACCCGUGGUUUGGCGUGCUCCUGGCCGAAAUGGAGUUGCGGUGCCAGGCGAAGGCGGAGGACGGGGUGCCCGUGUUCCGGUCGCUGACCUUCAGGUGGUGUGACGACAUCCCGAAAGGCGGAUUGGAUGCACUGAGAAAGAUGGUGCCGAGGAUCCGGGUGACGGACGAUGUGGCCGCGCCUCUGCAGUUGGAGGAACAAUCAGUCAAUGUUUUGUUCUAG
Molecule: messenger RNA, 1626 nt
Organism: Punctularia strigosozonata HHB-11173 SS5
Lineage: Eukaryota; Fungi; Basidiomycota; Agaricomycetes; Corticiales; Punctulariaceae
Exons: 1
Coding region: 1-1626 (541 amino acids)
Source: RefSeq, a predicted model, not a curated record